UGAGCACGAGCUCCGAGGGAGCCCGAAAAGCAGGACCAGAGCUGAGCCACUUCCCCAGAGCACGGCCGUGUCCACAGCCAGGCCCACGGCCAGGCCCGGGCGGCCAUGAGCCGCCUGCGUGGUGCUGGCUGGGAAAUGCAGUCUGGCUCGGGCACGACUCCAACCCGCUGGGCUGCCUACAAAUCCCAGCACGCCGGGGAGCGGAGCUGCACCCCAGCCCGGCUCCUGCCUGCUUCCUGCCAGCACGGGAAGGGGGAAAUAUAAACAGCAGCAUCUUGGGCAAAGUUUGGAUGCUGCCACCGGACAGGCUGCACCAGGGAGCAGCGGCAGCGCUCGCAGUUGAAAGUUGAAGAUGGCAGAGCCUGAAAGCACAGUCAUAAACACUGAUGUGAAACAGAAAGACCCCAGUGAGGCACUGGUCAUUGCAGUGACCACCAGAGCCAUCUUCAAUCUGGAGGAGGAGCACAAGCUCUACCUGGAGAAGGGCAAGGAGGAGUACGCAAGGCACCAGCAGGCCAACCAGGACAAACCCCUGCCACCGGGCACGGCCUUCGCCUUCAUCCAGGCAGCACAGUAUGUGAAUGAGAAGAUCCUGGAGAGCAACCUGGCAGAGAAGGACCUCUUUGACAUCCUGGUGGUCUCCAACAAUAGCCCAGAGAGCGGCGUGCGCAUCAUCAACAGCGCCAAGCACUACGGCCUGGAGAUAUCCAAGUUCUGCUUCGUCAGCAACAAGGACUCCACGCAGUACCUGAAGUCCCACGGCGUCAAGCUCUUCCUCUCAGCUGACAGGAUAGAUGUCUGCAAUGCCCUCCAGAGAGGGGUCUCGGCAGCACUUGUCUUCCAGCAGGAGGUGCAGGCCCCGAGCACCCCACUCCGCGUGGUGUUCGACGGGGAUGCCGUGCUCUUCUCCAACGAGACGGACCAGGUCUUCCAGGAGCAGGGGCUGGAGGGGGCAGUGCGAUAUGAGCGGGCAAUGGAGGCUGUGCCCAUGGGAGAGGGUCCCCUGAAGGCUUUUGCCAUGCACCUUGGGAAGAUCCGCAAGAAGUUCAGCCAGGAAAAAUCUCCCAUCCGCACCUACCUGGUGACCGCCCGCAGUGGCCGAGACAUGGGCGUCCGAGCCAUCAAGACACUCCAGGAGUGGGGUCUGGCCAUCGACGAGGCUUUCUUCAUGGAUGGGGCUCCCAAGGGCCCCAUCCUCGCCCAGAUCCAGCCCCACAUUUUCUUUGAUGAUGGCCUUCAUAACAUCCAGGGGGCUCAAGAUGUGGGCGUACCCUCUGCCUGGGUCCCUUCCUGCUACUGAUGGGCUGCAGGCCAGUAGUCCUCCCUCCCAGCAGCACAGGGGACUGGGCCAGUUGAAGGCAAACCUUCUGGUGGAGAGGGAAGGAUUUCCUAAGCUGCAGCAAGCAGCCUCAGGGAAAGGGGGUGAGAGCAUUGCAUGAGAGCACAGACUACCAGGCAAGACUUGAUGCUCAUUUCUGCUCCUGAUAUGAGGUCCUUUAGGUCUUAGGAUAAAGCCAAAAGAUGCAACUGCUCCAGGAAGGAAGGACAGUCUUGCUGUGACACUGAAGACUAUCACCUACCUGCCCUGUAGGAGCUAGAGACUUUUCUCUUCUACAAAUAAAUAAAUGAAGCUAUUACCCCACACAUGAGCUAAAGGAAGCAUGAAACCAAGCACUAAAAAAAGCUAACUUUAGUUGUGCUCAGACAGUCUCCAAGAUUUACUCCUAGGACCUCUGCCCAAAGGAAGCGCUCAAGACCCUGCCUCACCAGACACACUCAGCUUGGUUUCCUGGGGAGGCUGAUGUGUUAGCAGACAGCUCCAGCCAAACUCAGCAGAGGGAAAAAGACUUCAAAGCCAUAAAAAACCUACAGGCUUUUUAGAAAUGGGUGACCAGGUUGAAGAAGGAAAGCCCAAGCUCUGCCCCUAUACAGAAGAGGGUAUAUCACAAGUCACCUUUCCUUAGGCACACAGGCUGCUCACAGAGUGCCAUUAGGAGACCCAGACCUGUAGGACACUGAAGCUGCAGGAGAUGGGCCAGGAACAAGACUGCAACCCAGAUCUGAAGUCUAUCCUGGAGGCAGAGCUACUAUGUAGCUCUGAUGUCUCUCCAGGAGAGGGCACUGGAGAUGGGCUGCCUACAGCACAAGCCAUGCAGGGACCAGUGCUGCUAACCAGCACCCUGUGGACCAGGGCAGGACUGGGUGCUCAGGCCUGAGCUUAAAUGGGUCUCCAGGGCCAUGGGUGGAGAGUGUGGGUGGGGGUUCCCAGGUGCAGCUGCUCAGCGCAGACGGGGUUCAUGGGUAUGCUCAGGACCCUGCCCAGCACCAAGCUACCCUGCAUGCAGGAAUGCCUCUCCUCCAGCAAUUUGGACUCUGCUUCUAAUUUUCCUGGGGAGCAAGCAGCCCCCCAAGAUUCAUUUGCAGGUUUCUUUCCCCAGGGCUGGAUGUGAGCAGUUGUCACUAGAGGCUGCUGUGCUGCCUGGAGACACAGCACCCCAAAUUCCUGGGAGCUCCCCAGAACCACCUUGUAAGAAAAUACAAACUGGCUGCUCAGGGCAGUGCCUGCUGGGUGGCAUUGGGAUUAUGGAUGGAGGAGAUGAAGAUGACUCUGGCUUAGUUUUUUUAAUCUCAGCAUAAUCAGAAGGUAAUUUUUCUUUUAAAGCUUCACAAGCAUUACUUUCACCAGUGCUUUCUUCCCCCCAAUAAAUAAAUAAAUGAGCA
Molecule: messenger RNA, 2721 nt
Organism: Aptenodytes forsteri (emperor penguin)
Lineage: Eukaryota; Metazoa; Chordata; Aves; Sphenisciformes; Spheniscidae
Product: cytosolic 5'-nucleotidase 1A
Exons: 7
Coding region: 353-1300 (315 amino acids)
Biological process (GO): adenosine metabolic process; nucleotide metabolic process
Cellular component (GO): cytosol; cytoplasm
Molecular function (GO): magnesium ion binding; nucleotide binding; 5'-nucleotidase activity
Source: RefSeq, a predicted model, not a curated record